Messenger RNA from Ruditapes philippinarum (Manila clam), 2294 nucleotides. Its product is annotated as polypeptide N-acetylgalactosaminyltransferase 13-like. Lineage: Eukaryota; Metazoa; Mollusca; Bivalvia; Venerida; Veneridae. The coding region runs from base 394 to 2103 and encodes 569 amino acids. The record is from RefSeq and is a predicted model, not a curated record. The transcript has 3 exons. Gene Ontology annotation, cellular component: Golgi apparatus.
UAUGCAAGCAAAGAACUAACAAAAUAUUAAUAAGCAAUGCUUCACAUUUUACGAUGGGAAGGCCACCAGGUUUUGUUGGACACAUGUUGCAGGAUAAUCCUUUCUCCGAUCAAAACCGAAUGGCAAAUGCUGGUUAAUACGGGGAACGUGGUAAAGUAACUAGUAAUCCCGCUUUAAACCAUCAGAUUGACAAAUAUAAUAUGAUGAAACAAUACAUGUUGAUAUAUCAAUUGUCUCAUGUGCAGAACUGUUGAAUUGUUGAAAAUUGGAUUUGAUUUAUUUUACAUGAAACAUUAAAAAUACACGUAUCUACCUCUAUUUAUAAUAACUGCAAAUGGAUUUAAUGAAAUUAUGGAUGUUAUAAGAGACAGGAGAGGGUUAUAGGUGUUGAAAAUGAGAAGUUUUUUGGGAAUUCUGACUAUUCUUUAUUGUAUAUGUGUGUUUUACUUAUUAUUUCACAUGGAUGACAGCGCAGCAGGUGACAAAAAAUAUGUAACGCCUGUGAAAUGCACGCCACGUGUACUGCAAACAACUGCAAAGCCAAAGGUGCUCAAACCAGCUCCUAUUGUAAUACUACCUAAACAAUAUGGUCCAGGUCGAAAUGGAACUCCUGUUAUUUUCUCGGACCUGUUGACCAAAGAAGAUAAACGGUUGAUAGGGAUAUUUCACAGAAAAUAUGAUUAUAAUGCAUUUAUAAGCGAUAUGAUUCCAUUCCCGCGUAUGUUGCCUGAUUACAGACCGGACAGUUGCAGGCGACUUCGUUACCCUGACAACCUACCAAAGGUCAGCGUUAUCAUACCGUUCAGGAAUGAGAGGCUAAGCGUUCUUAUGCGCACAGUGUAUGGUAUAUUAUUCUACUCGCCAGAUACUCUUCUAGAAGAAAUCAUAUUAGUUGAUGACGGGUCCACGGAGCCAGAUUUGAGACAUAAAUUAGAUGUUCACGUGCAGAGUCUUUCGAAAGUAACACUUAUAAGAAUGACGGCAAAUGUUGGCUUAAUGAUGGCAAGACAGGCUGGUAUAGAAAGAAGUCAAACGGAAUAUUUCAUAUGCAUGGACAGCCAUAUGGAGGUAUCGGUAGGCUGGUUGGAGCCAAUUCUAGCCAGACUUGUUGAAAAACCAAAGGCGCUCUUAUGUUCAAACAUGGGCGGAAUAAACAAUGAAAAUUUCAUGGUGACACACAAUCGUGUUCCCUUUGGUGUCGCGUUUGAUUUCCCUUUCUUUCAGUGGAACUUUGAACAAGAGCAGGCGCGAUAUAACGAUGCAUACAAAAACUCUCGUACUAAUCUAACAGAGCCCAUAGUGAUGGGGAGUGUUAUGGGUAUGAUGAUAUGUAUGAAGAAGUCUUGGUUCCUUCAGCUUGGUGGGUUUGAUCCUGGAAUGAAGGUUUGGGGAAGUGAACAGAUCGAGCUUUCAAUUAAGGUGUGGAUGUGCGGGGGUGUAGUUGAAAUGAUACCUUGCUCCUUUGUGGCUCAUAUCUACCGCCGGGUUCUGUGGUACGUCGGUGAAGUUGGUACUGUGAAUAAAUUCCGGCUUGUUGAAACCUGGGUAGAUGAACCUUAUAAAAAGAUAAUAUAUGACUAUUGUCACGUUAAUCCAAAAGAGGUCGACAUUGGCGACAUCAGUCAUAGGAAAAAGAUAAGAGAGGAUAACCAGUGUAAAUCAUUUCAGUAUUUUCUAGAUAAACUUCGGGAAUUUUCAGACUUUCAUCUGCCUACAGAUUCAAAGAAAAUAGGCUCACUACAAAAUAAACAUACUGAUAUGUGUUUAGAUAAAAACGGAAAACACGGAGACCCUACGCAAUACCCAUGCCAUGGCAGAGGGAUAUCACAAUUGUUUGAAUUCACAGAAAGGUCCGAGAUACGGAAUCUCGGAUACUGUUUGUACAUUGCAUUCGAAUCUAGAGCAAUGUACAAACAUUGUGACCAUUUUCAAAACAAACAGGAAAAAGAAUGGAUUUAUAGCGAUGAAAACAAUACUCUUAUGCAUGUAUUAAGUAAAACUUGUUUGACAGCUGAUCGAGGUGAAGAUACUCUUACAGCUCUACCUUGUACUGACAACGAAUCUCAAAAAUGGAUAUGGGAACCAGUGAAGCCCAAAUUUUGAAAUAUUCACUCACUAUCCCAUACAGUAGUACCUUUUUAGUCCAUUAGAGUUUUUAAGUGUUGCAGAAUAGCACUGGCUAUAGAAUGUUCGUCACCUGUGUAUGUUUUAAGCUAUAUUUUAUUUUUUGAUCGCUCCUUUUUGGAAUCCUAAAAAUGAACUAAAUACAGGAUACCUUUCACCAAACACAAACA